Physcomitrium patens is the source of this 2600-nucleotide messenger RNA. The record is from RefSeq and is a predicted model, not a curated record. Lineage: Eukaryota; Viridiplantae; Streptophyta; Bryopsida; Funariales; Funariaceae.
GCUUUCAGGAGGGGGGCCCGGCAGUGCCUGAGAGCUAGCAGUGCAGCUAUGCAGCUACACAGCAGUGGCUUUGUGGUUGAAGAGGGUUGCGCUAGUAUUGCGCACAUUGUGCGGUGGAGGAAUCGACAUGCACUCACAGUUGUUGGGUUUUUACUUUUUAUUUUUGUGAUUAAUUUAUUGAUUGAUUUGAUGUCACAUUAUUACUAUUAUUAUACGAGGAUGGAGCUUCAUUGGUGACAUCGGAGUUAAUUGAUUGGGUCUCUCUGAUUGCGAGGUUGGGAGGUGUGAAAGGAAAUCGCGAGGUGGUGUUUCUCGAUGAUGCGAGUUGAGCCUGCCAGUCAAGUUUUGACUUUCUCGUCUGUGUCUCGCGGAUCUCCGGGGCAGCAGUCUUGCAGCCAACCCUAGCAGAGCCAUUCGGGAAGUGGCUAUCGCAGACUUGAGAUGGGGGUGGGGCGGAGCGGAGGGUUCCUUCCGUAGGUUUUUUUGAAGGAGGGAGUGGAAAGUCCGUUGAAUUGGUGCCGCGUGCUGCUGAGUUUGAUUCGUUUUUUUUUUUUGGAUUUAGGUGGGUUGUUUCUGUUUGCAUGGUGUGGGACGUUGCAGUAUGUGUGUCGGCGUUGAAGCUGCAACGGUCAUUGUCAACGCGGAUGGACCGUGAGGUGGGUUAUAUGGAAAGAUUCGGGGAAGUUGUGGCGAGCGGUGGGGGUCAAAGUUGAGCUGCGUCCUGGCGCAUUCGAGAUGGUUUAAUGAUCGAAUUUCUUGCGAAGAUUCGAGCGCUUGGUGCUCGGCACCGUAUGCGCGUAGAUCUGACAAUGUGUGGGCUUUUCGUGCGUGAGCUUAUGACACAGGAGUCAGUGUGAAAGAUUGGUAGUCAGAUCCAGCUUCUGCUGGGAGGCAGGGCAAGCUAGAGUUGGAACAGAGUGAUGUGAUCAAGAGGACUCGAUCAGAGUGGUAGCUGGUGUGCGAAGGACGCAUUUAACCGUUUUUGCGUAGCUCGCGCAGGGGCGAACGAUGCGGAUGAGGAAUAGUGUAGGUGGGAGGAGUAGUAGUAUAACAUGGAAGGGUGUGCUGGUGCUCUGUGUUGCGAGUUUUUGCGUCGGGUUGUUGUUUACGAAUCGGAUGUGGGCUAGUCCCGAGUUUAGCGAUGUGAUGCGAUCGGACUGUGACCCGAAGCCUAGGUCAGGCAACGGAGAUGGCUCUCAGGCGGAGAUCAUGGACGAAGUAACUCGAACUCAUCAAGUGAUUCAAACACUGGACAAGACGAUUGCGUCUUUAGAAGCGGAGCUUGCAGCUGCACGAUCAGAGAAAGCUUCAGGGGAACCAGUGAUCAAUUCACGGACUGAGAUCGAGCAUCAAUCAGCUGCAGAGCCCAUCGAGGGUCGCCAGAAAGCCUUCGUGGUGAUAGGAAUUAAUACUGCUUUCAGUAGUCGCAAAAGGAGAGACUCCGUACGGGAAACAUGGAUGCCCCAGGGUGACCAGCUCAGGAAACUGGAGAAAGAGAAGGGAAUUGUCAUGCGGUUCGUAAUUGGGCACAGUGCGACCCCAGGUGGCAUUUUGGAUCGAGCAAUUGAAGCAGAAGAUGCGCAGCAUAACGAUUUCUUACGGCUCGAUCACGUGGAGGGUUACCACGAGCUUUCGAUGAAGACCAAGAUCUACUUUUCGACGGCAGUGAAGAAAUGGGACGCGGAGUUUUAUGUCAAGGUUGACGACGAUGUGCACGUGAAUGUGGGGAUGCUUGCGACCACCCUAUCCAGACAUCGUUCGAAGCCUCGUGUGUACAUUGGAUGUAUGAAAUCUGGGCCUGUUCUUGCGCAGAAGGGUGUGAAGUACCACGAACCCGAAUACUGGAAAUUCGGAGAGGAAGGGAAUAAGUAUUUCCGGCAUGCCACUGGACAGAUUUAUGCCAUUUCGAAGGACUUGGCUACCUACAUUGAUGUCAACAGGCCACUUUUGCACAAGUAUGCCAACGAAGAUGUAUCUCUAGGUGCCUGGAUUAUUGGUUUGGAUGUUGACCACAUUGAUGACCGAAGCAUGUGCUGUGGAACUCCCCCAGAUUGUGAGUGGAAGGCUCAAGCAGGAAACGUAUGCGUUGCCUCUUUUGAUUGGACAUGUAGCGGAAUCUGCAAGUCUGUGGAAAGGAUGAACGAUGUGCAUCAAAGAUGCGGAGAAGGUGAUGAUGCCCUUUGGAGCACCACAAUUUGAAUGGGUCUCAUUUGAAUGGCAGCUCCAGGUUAACUGCAGUAGGACGGAAGUGCGUCAAUAACUCACUUAGCGGUGUAGGUUUGCAGCAUAGCCUUCGAUCCCAUGCUUCUGUCAUGGGCAAUGAAUCCAAGCACCCAUUGUGCCCAGAGUGUAGGUUAUCAUCAUGUUGACAUGUGAUGUACCGGUAACAGUCUCUUGCGGAACUCAGUUAUCUUUGAUGACUGUCACUAGGAUUACCUUCUCUUCUACCUGUGUAGCUUUUGAUUACUUUCAGGAAGCUUCGGUUUUUUGUCUGGGCCUUCAAGGUAGGCCAUUGGUUGGAAUAUGAGCUCAAUCGGGCGUUUGAACAUUCAUGUGAAACUUUCUCGGGCCUUCUCGUCCUUCUCGUCCUUCUUCACGAA